Molecule: messenger RNA, 620 nt
Organism: Ixodes scapularis (black-legged tick)
Lineage: Eukaryota; Metazoa; Arthropoda; Arachnida; Ixodida; Ixodidae
Exons: 5
Coding region: 4-537 (177 amino acids)
Source: RefSeq, a predicted model, not a curated record
ACCAUGCAAGCAAAGACCUCACUAAUGGUGCUGAUGUUCGUCUCUUCGACGUGUAUAAUUCAUCAAAGUGAAUCAAAGACCCCAAGCAACCCGACAAAGCAAUUUUACGAUGAUAUGGAAUCAAGGCCAAUUCUCACAUAUCAGUGCUACCAAAGUGGCAACAGCAUUGAUUCACCGGGUUCCGUCAACUACACCAUUCUCUGGGACGGGACCGAUCCAAGCACUACAGACGCAGUUGGCACCACGUGGACCGCGGUAAAUGGAACGCCUAACUCCUACACUCGGGGCAACCUUACGACCCAUUAUGACGCAGCAAGCGGUGUCGGAAAACUUGAAACUUCAACUGUUCAGGAAGACGUGAUUGUUCUUAAACCAUUCAACGGCGAGGCGCUGUAUUUGAAGAUUGUUAUCACCAGCAAGAACAAUCUUGAGGUAUACAAGCUAUAUGAUGUGGACUUCAAAUGCAAGAAUGCGAAGAAACUUUUAAAAACUGUUUGUCCACGCCCCUGCACAUGGAAGCUGACUCGAGAGAUCUAACUAAUAAAGCUCCAGAGAGGUCAAAACACUUGGAUUUUAAAUACAUUUGUGCGGUGCUUUGACUUCUUAUAUUAAUCAAGAUG